Molecule: messenger RNA, 2546 nt
Organism: Rhododendron vialii
Lineage: Eukaryota; Viridiplantae; Streptophyta; Magnoliopsida; Ericales; Ericaceae
Product: glycerophosphodiester phosphodiesterase GDPDL3-like
Exons: 9
Coding region: 33-2279 (748 amino acids)
Biological process (GO): lipid metabolic process
Molecular function (GO): glycerophosphodiester phosphodiesterase activity
Source: RefSeq, a predicted model, not a curated record
CAGCCGUUUCCCGCCCAAAUUUGCCGGCGGCAAUGUGUAAAUCCCGGUCACUCGUUACAUUCCUCCUCCUCCUUUGCUCCGCUUCCUUGGCUUCUGCAGCUCAGGGAUCCACCGCGUGGCAGACCUUAGACGGCAAUGCACCUUUGGUAAUAGCACAUGGAGGCUUUUCAGGGCUGUUUCCCGACUCCAGUUCGGUUGCCUAUCAGUUCGCCGGACAAGUUAGUUUAGCUAAUGUGAUCUUCUGGUGUGAUGUGCAACUCACAAAAGAUGCAGCUGGCGUUUGUGCUCCAAAUCUCAACCUUGCGAAUAAUACUGACAUCUCAAGUAUUUUCCCAAACCAGAGCAAUACGUACUCAGUAAAUGGGGUAUCUAUACAGGGAUGGUUUUCUGUGGAUUUCACUCUCAAGGAGCUUGCAAGUGUAAAUUUAAUUCAGGGAGUCUUUUCUCGACCUAAUAAAUUCGAUGGCGUUUUCCCAGUUGUUACUGUUAAUUUGAUUCCCCAAUUCAGCCCUCCGGGACUCUGGUUGAAUGUUGAGCAUGAUGUAUUCUUCACCCAGCGUAACUUGAGCAUGAGAAGCUUCGUACUUUCUGUAUUUAAAAGUACUAUAGUUGAUUAUGUGUCAUCACCAGAGGUGAGCUUUCUGAAGGGUUUAGUGGCUCGCUUACCAACUGGAACAAAACUCAUCUAUCGGUUUCUGGGACGGAGUGACGUUGACCCUUCUAUUAACCAAACUUACGGUUCUCUAUUAAGUAACCUGACGUUUAUCAAGACAUUUGCUUCUGGAAUUCUUGUUCCCAAGAGUUACAUAUGGCCUGUAGAUGCAAGUUUGUAUUUACUGCCUCAUACUACACUUGUGUCGGAUGCUCAUAAAGCCGGUCUAGAAGUUUUUGCAUCAGAUUUUGCAAAUGAUGCACCCUUUGCCUACGAUUUCAGUUUUGAUCCUGUAGCUGAGUCUCUGUCUUUCAUUGACAAUGGAAACUUCACUGUGGAUGGCAUGCUUUCCGACUUUCCAAUUACUCAGUCAGAGGCCAUAGCCUGUUUCGCUCACAUAGGCAAAAAUGUGUCGGGUCAAGAAAGUCCUUUGGUUAUCUCAUCCAAAGGAGCGAGUGGAGACUUCCCUGGCUGUACCGAUUUGGCUUAUCAGGGUGCUAUUUCAGAUGGUGUUGAUAUUCUUGACUGUCCUGUUCAAAUGACAAAGGAUGGAAUAGCCAUUUGCUUAGGCUCUAUAAAUCUUUUAGACAGCACGCUAGUUGCUCAAUCGCCGUUCAGUAACCUUUCGAAGUCUAUUUCAGAACUUGGAAUAUCCAAUGGAAUAUUUACCUUCAGCCUCACAUGGAGCCAGAUUCAGACAUUGACACCGGCAAUUUCGAACCCGUAUGCAAAUUAUAGAUUGACCCGGGAUCCCAUAUACAAGAAUGCUGGAAAAUUUACGACACUGUCUGAAUUUCUGGUCCUCGCAAAGAAUGCCAGCUCUGUUUCUGGUGUAUUGAUCAGCAUAGAGGAUGCAGCCUACCUAGCGGAAUAUCAGGGAUUAGAUGUAACUGAUGUGGUUCUUGGUACCUUACAAAAUGCUAGUUUCAGCACUCAGAAAGUUAUGAUUCAGUCGACUAACAGCUCUGUUCUGACCAAGUUGAAGAAGGAAAGUAAUUAUGAGCUUAUUUACGUGGUCGAUGAGAAUAUCGGUGGUGCCGAUAACUCAUCCGUUGCAGAGAUAAAGACAUUUGCUAGUGCUGUGGUGGUUAGCAAAUCCUCUGUCUUCACUGACAAUGCUGAAUAUCUCACUGGCAUGACCAAUGUCGUACAGAUGCUACAGGCAUUCCAGCUCCAAGUGUUUGUACAAAUCUUCAGAAAUGAGUUUGUAUCUCAAGCCUGGGACUUCUUCUCUGAUGCAACUGUGGAAAUCAACUCAUAUGUCAUGGGUGCCGGAAUUGACGGUGUCGUCACAGAAUUUCCUGGGACAGCUGCUAGAUACAAGAAAAACCGUUGUUUAGGGUUGGGCAGUAAAACCCCAAGUUACAUGAGCCCUGUUCAGCCAGAUGGUCUCUAUCAAGUCAUCCCUCCCACUGAAUUGCCACCGGCCGAAGCUCCAAACCCUCUCCUGACGGAAUCGGAAGUGGUGGAGGCACCUCUUCCGCCAGUGGCCAUUCUAGCCCCACCUCCUGGCAACAGCGGUAAUCAGGCUACUCCACCAACCAAAUCAAAUGCGCAGCUUGAAGUUGUUUCAUCCGUCGUCCCUUCUUUUCUGGCUUUUCUCAUUGCAGCUCUUGCCCUAUUUUGAAUACAGGACACGGUGACAAAUUGAUCGUUUCCGGUUCUUAUUUUUUCCACUUCGGUGCUUUACAUUCUCAUGUAUUUUGGUAACUUCUUCUCUGUGUUACACGGCUAAUUGAGAUUUUUCUCCCUCUUAGACUGCAGCAGUCAUUGUAUUUUUCAUCAGACAUUGUAGGUUGUCCAUUCCUUUCCUUUCCCUGUGUAAUAUGAGAAGACCACCUUUGUCAUUCCUGAAUUUUUUUUGUUAAUGAUUAUUUCAUUCCCCUGUACUGCG